Pestalotiopsis fici W106-1 is the source of this 3369-nucleotide messenger RNA. RefSeq lists its product as uncharacterized. The transcript has a single exon. NCBI's taxonomy places the organism in Eukaryota, Fungi, Ascomycota, Sordariomycetes, Amphisphaeriales, Sporocadaceae. Gene Ontology annotation, molecular function: ATP hydrolysis activity. The record is from RefSeq and is a predicted model, not a curated record. Bases 1 to 3369 code for a protein of 1122 amino acids.
AUGACUUCGAUCACGAAUCAGCAGCUCAGUGGAGACAAUGUCAGAAGCCUCAUCGUUUCCUGGAUUAGAGGAGAUGUAGGCGACGACAACCCCACGGUGGUGAAAACACAUCAUCCGCAAACCUGCGAAUGGAUUUUCCAGCAUGAGCAGUUCAAGACAUGGAUCAAGUCCACAAAUUCGACAUGUUUACUCUUCUCCGGACCCCCUGGUGCUGGCAAGACAGUUUCAGCUUCCGCAGUAGCCAAAUAUCUUGAAGACCGCGGCCUCCGCACAACGACCUUUUACUUCUCCUUCAGCGAUCCCUCUAAACGGACCACAAUCACCGCAUUACGAGCACUGGCUCUAGAACUACUCGCACUCCACGACUCAGUCCCAGAUAGUGUUCAAUUGUUGUAUGCGUCCGACACUGGAAACGGCUCCAGCCAGCUGAGCGAUGUUGUGAUUGCGGGUAAUCUGCUGAAGGAACUCGUCAAACAAAUCAGUCGCGUUCACAUCAUUCUCGAUGGACUUGAUGAAUGCAGAGACCGCAAAACCCUGCUCCCUAUCCUGGGAUCGCUAUUGGAAUCAACCACAUUUGGCAUUGUGAAAUGGUUCCUCACAAGCCGGCCAGAACGCGAUAUUCGCGGGGAGAUUCUCCGACACACCGUUCUCGACAUUGAAGCAUCAGUAGACUCCAUCAAAAGUGAUAUCAACAGAUUUCUCCACGAAAGCCGUACAAAUGAUCAAUGGAAUCAUAAAAUCGAUGAUAUUGUCGAAAAGUCAGGAGGAAACUUUCUCUGGGCGACAAUGGCGCUGCGAGUGCUAAAUGACACCUCUUUUACCGACGAAAAGCAUCUAGCUAUGGAGCUUGAAAAGUUUCCUAGAGACUUGAACGGCCUUUACAUGAGAGACCUUCACCGAUUGUCAAAGCGCAAAUCGUGGCAGCAAGAGCUAGCUCGGAAAAUGUUCACAUUUCUUGUGGCAUCGUUCCAGCCAUUGCGAUUGAGUGAGCUCUCGGAUGCGCUGACUGUCCCUACAUCACCAGACUCGCCCCCAUUGCCACAAGGUCAACCAGAGGACUCCCUGCUCGAAGAUCUAUGUUCAGGCUUGGUCGUAUUUGACCGCUCUCUCCCAGGGUCUAGUGAAGACCCAGUGUUGCGAUUCACGCACAAAUCAGUACAUGAUUUCUUCUUGCAGAUUCUAGAAGCUGAGGAGAUGGAUCAACUGGGCAUUCCAAUUGAUGCCUCUUUCAACGGGUUAGAUGGAGAUCACUUUGAGAAAAGAAUGCGUGCGCUCUUCAAAAAGUUCAUUGAAAGCACGGGCGCGCCCGGGAAAAUUGAACGCUUUUUCACAUCAACAAGCGCAGCCAACGCCGAGCUCGGGCAAGUCUGUCUCCAAUACCUCACCAACCCACGAUACAAUACCCCCGGGCUCCAAAAGGAGCUCCUCGAAAAAAGGGAUCACGCUUUCCUCAAGUACGCUGCAGUGUUUUGGCACGCACAUCUCAGCAUUACAAGGCCCAAAUCCCAGAUAUCCCACCAGGUCGAAUCUUUCAUGGAAAGCUCAGCAUUCUGGAACUGCGUUACAAUCCAAUCCAUCAUCGCCCCUCAUCUUUAUGCCAUUUAUUACCAAGAUAAUACAUCACUGAAGUAUAUGGAAGCUAUUCCUGUAGCAUCUUCAGAGUCCCAACCAGCAGACGUUCAUUAUGCGUCACCACUACCGGCAUGGAUGAAGACGGCCAGAGUUGAGGAUUUUGAUAGCUUCAUCACACAGUGGUGUCGUGUGCUGAACUCGUGUCCCGGAAACCUGAGCCAGUGCUAUAUGGACGACCAGUGGAAAUCGAAAUGGCCAAGCACAAGCAUGUGGUUUUCAAAUCAUGUACGAUGUAGGGCAAUUUAUUCAAAUGACAUGACAAUCAACGACUUGAUCUCAGCAGAGAUACAAAAGAAAAAGCAGCGACAGAUCACCGUCAAAUCCACAUCUGCGUCACCGGCAGACUAUGGGACCAUUUCAAUCAAUGACUCCGUACAAGUCGAGCUCUAUGCUCAUGACUGUGGAGACUGCCGCUCCUCAUAUUGUCCAAUGUGUCUGACGACAUUUCCAUCCAAGCUAGUAACGAAAACAGAAAUCGAUACCGAUGCAGAAACCGGCAUAUCGAGCUCACAUCGCAGUCCAGUGCCCUCUUCAUCUGAUUGGGAAGUAGUUACCUAUACUUCGGACAUGGACACCAAACUGGAACCUCCUUCCUCGGAACCACGAGCUGUUGCAGUACAGUGGAGGUGUAGCUCACAAGAGACUGAUGAUUCAAUUCAUGAUCAUCAAAAGGGAUCAAUGUUAGUUGGGUCUAACUUAUAUUCAGACUCGGACUCUGAUUCCGAGGACGAUGAAGAAGCGCUGCAAGCACAACUGCCAAUCCACAGUGCAGCCCGUUCUACACAACAACACUGCUUCCUCGUUACACGACAAAAUGCUGAUGCAGUCUCGUAUCUAUGGGAAUCAACGUACAGAAACACUAUCACACGAGGCGGGUUCCAUCCAACGGAGCCUUGGGUAUUUUGGAGUCCGUCGGCUCAUGUGCUCUGCAAGGCUAAUACAGUAACCGCGCUCAUUGAACAGACAGCACUUCCGGAGCCCCCUGGAAUCGAUUUCACGACCACACAGAGUCUGCACAAAGAAAUUUACGUCUCGGAGAACGGAAGUCUUUUGUUCUACCUGAUCCUAGCGGUAACGCCCCUUGGCACUGGUGUGCAAUGUCGUCUUUGCAUCACGGCUCUCAAGAUGGUUCAAACAGAGGACGGGGCCCUGAAAGUCUCCGCGGUGGGGUCGUCAUCAGCAUUGACAUUCUUCGUGAAUGAAGGCCUGGAGGCUCCUCUCAUACUUGUGGCAUGGAGUCCGGACCAUGUUUACGUCGCUUUGCCUCCGCUUUCGUGUAAGCCGAAGGUUGUGCGACUUCCACUUCAACCGCAAAAUCAAACUUUUGGAAUUUCCGCUGGCUUUCAGACCACGCAACAACCAAUCUUCUUUCCUUCUACCACUCCAUACCGCCAACCAAAGUUAUUGGUGGAUGAACAGGGGCGGCUUGUGCUUACUCUCUCUGCACAAUUGAUAUCACCCAAUCUUCAAAAAGAUACUGCCAUAACUGGUUCGUGCGAUGAAACCAGCGAAAGCCAGAAUUUGCAAGGCCCCGUAGCUAUAUCUUGGCCUCCAGAAUACCUGGCAGAUUGGAGAGACUGGAAUGAAUUGGCAGAUGCUAAUUCUGAGCAACAAAGCUCAGCCAUGGACAAGGCCAGGCGGCUACGCGGUUCGUACAUAUCCCCUGAGCAUCAGUUCCAUGUAGCAGUCAGAAGCGGUUUGAAUUACCGUACAAAGAUGUUCAUCAGUUGUUCUUAG